CUUGCAGACCAUUGCGAACCGCGUCCUCACCAUGAUGAACGGACGCGCUGUGCGUUCAGUGCUCAUACGGAACAACAGAGCAGAGAACGGUUCAGAGCAUGUGCCACGCGCGGUCCAGUUCGACGAAAGUUCUGAAGAAUAUCGGUGUCUAUGCAACUGUUUUCACGUAAAAACUGGUGCCUACCUCAUUGGAAUUGUCCACAUUUGUAUGAUAUUAUUUUUCUUGAUUCACUCUUUGCUGGUCUACUUUCAACACGAUGGAAGGUUGCAAGACGCACGAGGAGUGAGGGAGAAUUACGUUUUUGCGUCUUUUCUAGCUGAAAUGCUCGGUCUAGGGUUCGGGUUCCUAGCCGUUCUUCUCCUUUUUAUCGGAUUAUCUAGAAAUUAUGCAUUACUGCUUAUACCGCAUAUUGUGAUACAGGUGCUAGCAAUAGUAUGCUUUGCGUUAGUAUUGAUAAGUGGAGUCAUAGCUGUUACCACUGAUUCUGCUGUGUUCUACAGGCUCAUCAAUGCUGCUCCCUUUAUGGAGCAUCCUAGUCACAGUACCGUCGCACUAGAUACCGGAACUAUGGUUCGUAUCUACUCGUUGCUGAUCAUAUAUGCUUUAUCAUUAAUACUGGAAGUGUGGUUCGUUAUUGUGAUCUACAACUGCAAUAGAUACCUCGACGAGCGAAAUACAUAUAUGAAGUACUGUCUUGCGUUCAGCACUCCGAUGAAAACCUUAUCUGCCAGAUAAUAUCCUAGAAUGUUUCUGCUUUAUAAUCUACAGAUUGACCGCUUUGUACUGCGAAAGCAUCCUUAACAGAUGACAUCAAAUCUAAGACUUUCUGGUUGUAAACAGAUUGCCCUAGGUUGUGUAAAUGAAGAGUUUAUUAUUAGUCUAGUCUAGUUCAUGAUCUGCCCUUAGUUCUUUCAGUCACAGAUGAAACCACUGAUAUCCAAUUUUGUAUGAACCUUUGUUCACUGCGUUAGAUUAUUAGGUUGUUCUACCUCAUCAUGAAAUGUUGUAUAUAUUGAAUUUUAUGUUCUCGAAUAUUUAUGUUCUUAGUCCAUCUCAGGCAUCGCAUUUUAUGGCACAGGUGUGAAGAUGUGCUUUUACUUUCAAGAAUGUCAUUUGUCUAGUCCUCAUCAUCAGCUGUGCAAAUAUGCUCCAUGGGAUAGAGGACUAUAUGUCGCCGAAUGUGGGAGCGUCUCGCGCGGACUCUUGCAAAACGCGUCUCCGUGCA
Messenger RNA from Cylicocyclus nassatus, 1226 nucleotides. The record is from the annotation of a GenBank genome assembly. NCBI's taxonomy places the organism in Eukaryota, Metazoa, Nematoda, Chromadorea, Rhabditida, Strongylidae.